Messenger RNA from Endocarpon pusillum Z07020, 882 nucleotides. RefSeq lists its product as uncharacterized. Lineage: Eukaryota; Fungi; Ascomycota; Eurotiomycetes; Verrucariales; Verrucariaceae. Gene Ontology annotation, molecular function: DNA binding. Bases 1 to 882 code for a protein of 293 amino acids. Gene Ontology annotation, cellular component: nucleus. The record is from RefSeq and is a predicted model, not a curated record. The transcript has a single exon.
AUGUUUCCAGAGCAUGAGGAGCUUCCUGACAUUAUAUGGGCCUUUUCUCCUAAGGGAUGGACUGACGAAGAGCUAGCUGUUGAUUGGCUGCGUCGAAUAUUCGUUCUAAUUGCGUCAAAUAGCAAGCAUAUUAUUCUGAUACUUGAUAGCCAAAAGAGUCAUAUUACUGGCGAAUUUCAGUAUUAUUGCCUCGAAAACAACAUCCACCCUCUCUAUUUGCCAGCGCACGCUACCCACAAACUUCAACCUCUUGAUGUAGGUCCAUUUUCGCCACUUUCAAGUGCGUACAGCCGCGCAGUCGAAGAAUACGCUCCAACCGGCAUAGCAGUACUCAAUCGAAGUAUGUUUACGGUACUUUACGUACGGGCUCGUCAGGAGGCAUUUACUGAGCGAAAUAUUCGCGCAGGAUGGAGAAGAGCCGGCAUUUGGCCAAUAAAUAAGCAAAAAUUGCUAGAGGAUCCUGAAAUUCAAAAUUUUGGCCGCACAACGCCUGAGUAUCAACCUGCGCCUAUUAAAGAGGGUCCUAACCAUCUCUAUAGCACUCCGAAGAAGCUGGAUGAAAUUCGAGAGCUUCAAGCGCAAAUUGAGGCCAAAGUUACUCCUCGAACUCAACGCUCUGUACGCAAGCUCAGCCACGCAGCUAUUCAAGAGCAUGCUGGCGCUCAAUUGCUUCAAAAUGAGCUCAACAACGUACGAAAGCAACUACACCAUCAAGAGGUCCAAAAGCGCUCAAAACGCAUGGUAAAAGAGAGGGUGCAGCGUUCGUGGAAUCUUGAGGAGGUCAGGGCUGCCAAAGAGGGCAGGGCGCCCUCUAGAGUGCAAAUUACGCACCGUUCGGAGGAUUCGCUACGCAUCAGAAUUCUCUCAGAUAGGCUCAAAUAG